UCUCGCCCCAGCACGAUUCAUUCAGUACUUUAGCUCACUCCGGAACGCCACGGUCGGCCAUCGUCGUCACCGCGCGAACAGAUUCCGCGGAACACCUUCACGACUCGACCCUUCGCUCAUCUGUGUGUUGGUGUGCGUGUUUACGUGCGCGUCACUGUGUGAGGGCAUAGUAUUUUCCCCUCUCUCUCUCUCUCUCUGCCUCUCCCUGGCAGGGCCUUGAAUCAGCCCACAAGUUGGAAGUGUCACUUUUUUGGAACGGCGGAGGAAAAUUUUAGCUUCGCGGAGAAAAAAGUGGUUCCCGCAGAUUGGCUCUACUUUGAUACCGAUUCCGGGCGGGUUUGUGUCGUGCACGAUGGAAGUGAUUUAGUGUCGCCAAAGUGGUUCUAUUUUAGGGCGAAGAAUUUGUCGAAAAAGAGCAGUGAAGUUCUCGAGAAUCGAGUGAUUGGAAGUGGGGAGUGAAAAUCGUCAACUAUCGGAAGAGUUGUCCGGAGAAGGAAGAACCCCGCGCGGGGCAGAACCAGCAGCACAAAGCGUACACGGGGUCGCAGCUUAAUUUUAUGGCCUCGGCCAGAGCUUUGGUCACGGUUCAGUUGCUUCCAGCAGCUUGGUGAGAAUUUUUCGUCUGACGAAUCCCUGUGUGGCUGGCCUACGCCCCUUUUUCACCCCGGAGACCGCGGGACCUGGUGGACAUUCCCGUGUUGACGACGUUGGAGCAGGCGGACGGGCAAAGCCAGCUGCGGAAGUGUCAUGAACUCUCGAAUCAAGGAGGAUGUCAGCCGACUUUUCGAGUACUGGUGCGAGAUUGCUCCCGGGAGUGCGGCCUCGUCUCCGGCUGGCACUCCGGAGGACAAGGCGGCGGCAGCGAGGGGCAUCGGCGGUGGACACAUUGUGCAGAGCUUCCCGGAGUCCUUCAAGGAUGCGAAGGUGAUCGCGGACAUUCCGUCGUUUGCGUACCCGUGCAGUUUUGAGAGGCGAACCAUUCAGGUGCACUCGUUCGUGCUGACAAACAUCGACUCCAAGUGGCGGUUCGGGUUCUGCCGGCACGACCCCAAAUCCCCCACGGCCAUGGUCAUCGUGACGUACCUGCCCUGGCACGACACCUUCAUCCGGUUUCUGAACGUGCUGGCGGACGUGCGGAAAAACUCCCAGCAGGAGUUUGAGUCCUUCCUGGCGGAGGCGUACAACCGGGGCGUGCCCGAGCCCGGGGGUUGCCUGAAGCUGCAGUACGACCGGCCGGUGCAGACGUUUAGCUUUCAGCGGCCGCAGCAGUUUCUGCUGCCGAGCAUACCGGAGAAUCACAACCUCAACCUGUACUACAACUUUGUGGAGCCCAAGGCCAUGAUCGGGGUGUUUGCGGCGAUGCUGGCCGAGCGGCGGAUCAUCUUCGUGUCGCGGCGGUUGGACAUUCUGUCGUCCUGCAUCCAGGCGGCGAACGCCUUCCUCUACCCGAUGGUGUGGCAGCACAUCUUCAUUCCGGUGCUCCCGAUGAAGAUGCGGGACAUCCUGGGCGCACCGAUGCCAUUCCUGAUCGGCGUGCCGGAAGCCGUGUACGAGUCGCUCCGGCGGGAGGAGAUCGGCGACGUCGUCAUCCUAAACUGUGAUAAGCGCACGCUGGACACGCCGUUCGACGACGUGAAGAACAUGCCACCGGAGCUGGUCGCCUCGCUCAAGAAGCACCUGGCCAACUCGGCCGAGCACCGGGGCGACCGGGUCUCGAAGAUAUUUUUAGGUAUUUUAGUGCAAUUAAUCGGCGGCUAUCGGGACGCGGUCAAGUUCAACGACAAGAUCACGUUCGACCCGGAAACGUUCAUCGACACCCGGCCGUCGCACCUGAGGCCAUUCCUAGCUAAUAUGCUGCAGCUGCAGAUCUUCCAACAGUUCAUCGAGGAACGGCUCGACAUGCUCAACACCGGCCAGGGCUUCUCGGACGAGUUCGAGGUCGAGUGCUUCCGGUACGCGGAAAAGUCCGGCCGCAAGGUGAAGCAGUACAAGGACCUGCUCAAGAACUUCAAGGACAAGACCAACCCGGCCGUCCGGUCCGCAGUCAAAUCGGUCAAGGAGGGCGGCAAGGGCGUCAAGACGGCAUACAAGGGCCUGCGGUCCAAGUUCCGCGAGACGACCCCGCCCAAGUCCAAGCUGGAGGGCAGCGGCGUCGGCAUGCACUCGCACGUGUCCCAGUACGACAUGGGCCACCACCAGUCGGCGCCCAACUCGCCGGUCUUCAACAAGCGCCCCCAGACGAUAGCCCUGCCGGACGACGCGUCCUACCCGGGCCAGCACAAUCACCACCUGCACAACCAUCACGCCGCGAUGCUGACGCCGUCGAGUACAUCGCUGUACAACUCGCCCCACUACCUGGUCAGCAAUAACGGCGCCAGCCACAACAACUACAACACCAUCACGGCCGGAUGUGCGCCCAGUGCGACCGCCCUCAAGAACCAAACCAACAACAACAGCCUCCAGAACCACUUUAACAACGCGACGACGACGACGACGACGCCGGCCACGAGCAGUACCAGCGACGUGCGGAGUCCCUCGCUCAGCCUCAGCCCGACGAGCUCGAACUCGUCCUCGGAGAUGAAUCUGCUGCAGGAGUUGCAGCAUCUGGCGCUGUUCAAGUCGCCGGCGGUCAACCGGAACCUCAAGCCAACGUUCAGUUUGGACUCGUCAACGACGACCAUGAAUCGACCCUCGAGUCGAACCGGUGCCCCUCUGAGCCCCCCCGGUGGAAACCAAACGCUGCCCCGAAUUCAGGAGCUGGUUCCUUCUUCGUCCCAGCCGCAGCAGCAGCCACUGCUGCUUCAGCUUGAUCUGAACGGGUCCUCGCCGAGGCGGAACCACAGUCGCAACCACCGAAUCAACAACAACGACGGGGACGACGACGGUGACGAGGACCGGAACUUUGAUCUCUCGCCGGACAUGCCGUGUCCGCCGGUGCCACCUCGGCGCUUCCAAACCGCGGCCGAAGCCCUCGCGGCCAUCCAGAUUUCACCCCCGCCCAUGUCCCCACCCUCGUCUUCCUCGUCGACGUCGGCUUCGCCGUACCGCAACUACACCCACUUCCUCCAGCAAGCCGCAGCCGCCGCCAUGCAACAAUCCAAAGCAACGACCCCGCCGGCGCCACCGCCCCUGAAAGCGUCCCGAAACGCCACGGCAGCCGCGCUUCUGCUGGACGGCGGGGACGAUGACCACCUCAUGAUCACCUUAACGCCAAAUAACUCCAGCAGCAACACCGCCAUCUCGAAUACCAACCACGCUAGUAGCCAAAUUGUACUCGAAACGACGUCGGGCAGCAGUGGGAUCGUCAGCGCCACGUUGCCACGGCCAACAUCCAACAGCCAUCAUCAGCACCAUAAGCCACCGGCACCGCAACCGCCUCAACGGCCGCCGCUGGCACCAAAGCCCACCACCCUUCUGCGCAAAGAGUCCUCCUGUGUCGAUGUGGCUGACACUAACGCUAGUACCGCCGCCGCUGCCACCGCUUCCACGUCAUCCCUGGACGAGCCGGACGCGGCCGCCGACCUCAUCAACCUGGACACGACCAACUCCAGCUUUGAGCUCGAAGACUUUGAUCCCCUGAACGACCGCGCUAGACCCAUUCCCUCGGCGGCGAAACCGCCGCCGACGACCCCCAGUGCACUAACAACGGCCACGGCAGCGAUUGCACCCUCGUCGGGUUUCAAUAAUCCAAUCUACCCUUACUUUACACCGACACAUCUCCACGCCAAAGCACCACAACACCACCAGCACUCACUGUCGCAGGGUGGCAACCACUUCCACCACCAGCACACCAACGGUGGUUUGGGUUCUGGUUCCGGUGCCGGUGUCGGCAGGGCAGCCAGCGUCCAGGACGACUUUGAGCUGCUACGAAACUACGGUCUAGACAAGUUCUCACUCGUAGAUGGUGCUGGGGGUGACGGCGGGCAGGAGAAACAACACCAACACUUGGCAGCUGCUCUGCUGGGCAGUACUAGUCCGGUGGGAGGAGCGAUGGGAGGUACUAGCAGCAGUAGUACUAGAGCUGUAAAUAGUUUUGUGAACGGUGCGGGGAGGGCGAGCAGUAGUAGAACGGCGGCGGCGUUCAGCAAUUGGACCACGUUUGACUGAUAGAUGGCGCGCGCGUGUGCCAAGUAUUCACAGUUUGUUUGUUUUCUUGCGUAGGACAGAUUUGCGUUUAUUUUGUGUUACUUUUUUUUUGUUAUUUAGAUAUUAAAUUGUUUUGCCAAUUCCUUUCGUCUUCUCCAAAGUGUGUGACUUGUUUCCACUAGCUAGCGCGAGCGCUAGACAGCAAAGAUUCACCUGUUAUAUAAUUUAUAUAUAUAUGUAAUUUAUCUUUGUCAGGAAAGUAUAAACAAAACAUAGCGAAAAAAGCGAUUUAGGGUGUGCAUUUUUCUUUUGUUAAUUUCCCUCAUCAUCUUCCAAAGCAGUGUAAUGAGUGUUGAGAAAUAAUAAAGCAUUGCAAGCUAAAAACACAAAUAUAUAAGCAUAACUAGUAAUUACAACUAUAGGGAACCAGCUACCAGAUAGGACGAAGACAUAUAUAUUGAAAAAGCGAAAUCGUUCGUGUUGGGAAAAGCAAUUUGAAAAGGAAAGAAAUGUAAACCAGAUACAUAUUUAUGACGAGUUAGUGAGCCGCGGGAAGCGAGGAAAUUUUAACAAACAGAUGAAAGAUUAAAAAAACGGUAUAGCUUCAAAAGAUAUUACUGUGCGUGUGUAUAGGAUAACGUUGUUGAGAAGAUUUUAAGAAAAAGGAACCGAAACUAAGAAAGGCAUAAGAUAAAAAAAGACAGCAUCGUGUGCGUUGUUUAGUAAAGAAAGUUGGAAAUAUAAUCACAACUCUAUAUGAUAAAUCAUUGCAGAAAAACACACUGACACAAACAAUUCUACAACAAAGCGUCUAACUCGGCAAUAUUUUCGAUACUCAUUGCUAAAAAA
Molecule: messenger RNA, 4935 nt
Organism: Culex quinquefasciatus (southern house mosquito)
Lineage: Eukaryota; Metazoa; Arthropoda; Insecta; Diptera; Culicidae
Product: DENN domain-containing protein 1A
Exons: 9
Coding region: 748-4107 (1119 amino acids)
Biological process (GO): endocytic recycling; endocytosis
Cellular component (GO): cytosol; intracellular membrane-bounded organelle
Molecular function (GO): guanyl-nucleotide exchange factor activity; phosphatidylinositol phosphate binding
Source: RefSeq, a predicted model, not a curated record